AAAGUCAUAUCGACUUAUACACCAAAAUGGGCAACUACGUUUCGUGUACCUUAACACAUCAAAUGGGCAAAAAAUCGACAUCGACUAAGGUAAUCUUUCCCAACGGAGAAAUGCGCAAGUUUCAUGAGCCAAUUAAAGCGGCCGAGCUCAUGUUAGAGUCACCAAACUCGUUCGUUGUCAACUCUAAGUCUUUACAUAUUGGUUCAAGGUUUUCUGCCCUCAAUGCCGAUGAAGACCUUGAAUUUUCAUCCGUGUAUGUCAUGUUUCCUAUGAAUCGUGUUAACGCUAUUGUUACCACCAAUGACUUGGGAUCUCUUUUUAUAACCGCGAAAAAAAUUGGAAGGAUUGCACCUGAUGAAAAUGUGCCUACACCUGGACCAAAGUUGAAUAUAGAAAAUAUUGAAGAAUUGUCAUCACCAGAGUUUAAACGUCGGAUUACUAUGUGUAGAUCAAAGAAGCCAUUGUUAGAGACUAUUGUUGAAGAACAUGGUUGCUCAAGAUGAUCAUCAUAUUAUAUUAUACUAUAUUCUUUCUAUCAACUUUGAUUCUAUAAUUUUCAAUCUGGCCAUAAAAUAUUCUUUUUAGUUUGGGCAAAUUCGGUAGCAUAUAUUAUUGUUUCGUUUCCUCUUAAUUUUUUGCAAUUUAAAAUCCUUGAGAUGUUUUUA
Erigeron canadensis is the source of this 665-nucleotide messenger RNA. RefSeq lists its product as uncharacterized. The transcript has a single exon. Bases 27 to 503 code for a protein of 158 amino acids. The record is from RefSeq and is a predicted model, not a curated record. NCBI's taxonomy places the organism in Eukaryota, Viridiplantae, Streptophyta, Magnoliopsida, Asterales, Asteraceae.